Molecule: messenger RNA, 5283 nt
Organism: Arachis stenosperma
Lineage: Eukaryota; Viridiplantae; Streptophyta; Magnoliopsida; Fabales; Fabaceae
Product: histidine kinase 2
Exons: 14
Coding region: 917-4627 (1236 amino acids)
Biological process (GO): phosphorelay signal transduction system; phosphorylation
Molecular function (GO): phosphorelay sensor kinase activity
Source: RefSeq, a predicted model, not a curated record
AACAAUAAUGAAAACAUUUUUCUUUUUUUCUUCCAAAAAUAUUUAGCCUUCCUUUUUAUAAUCUUGGAAUUUUUGUUUGCUUUUGGUUAAACCUUCCCCACCAGAUGAUGAGAUAAUCAUGAUCCAUACUCAAAUGCUGCACACCAAACUGGGAGAGAGAGAAAAAAUAAAAAAUAAAAAAUAAAAAAUAAAAAUUGAAGUUAUUAUGAGCAUUUGCAAGGUGGUGAUGGGAACCCUUUCUCUUUGAGAUUUUUUUUUGUUCCAAACUUGAUGCUUCUUUUGGGUGUUCAGAGCUGAGUGAGGCAGAAAGUGUUUGUUAUUGGAAAAAGAACAAAACUUUGCUAUCCUCAUUCUCUCAACAAACAAAAAUUUGUUGUCUCAGUGAGUGAGAUUGCCAAAAUGACAACUGGUUCUGAUUCAGCUUCUUGUGCUGUUGUGUGAGUGAUUAUUACCAUUACCCCCCACCCAAAUGCCCCUGCUACUCUCCCAACCUCUUCCUUUUCAUCAUCAUAUACAUAAAAAGCCACACUCUGACUGCUGCACCAACAUAGAUAACAACAACAUCAACAACAACAACCUUGGACCACUACCACAGUGUCUGAUUUGAGCUGGUUUGUUGAGAUAUGAAGUGGAUUGCAUUCAAAGUUCUAGUCUUUGUUUGGUUCUGUUGAAGGGAAACAUCAUAAAGCAUCAAACUUUAUGAGUUUUUGGAGCUGGAUUGCUGGCAGAAUUUCUGGGUCUGCUUCAGUUUUUUCUUUUGUGGUUAAUCAAUUUGAAGAUUCAUGGUGGGGUGCUUUUGGUGGUGCUGUUUUUUGGAAUGUUCUGCUGAAAGCUGGAGCCUUCUUAGAUUUGAAUCUUCAAGUGAGUUUGUGAAGAAGAUAAAGAGAGGUUGCUGAAUUUGGCAAAAGGAAAGAAGAUGUCUGUGAAUAAAAGAAUUUCAGGAUCAAAUGGGAGGUUGCAACCAAGCAUGAAGUCAUGGAAGGUCAAUGAGCCUCUAAAUGGGUCUAAUUCUCCUCAUAGGACAACAUGGAGGAGGAAGCCCUUGCUCCUUUUGAUUGUUUUUGGUGUUAUCAUAGCAAGUUUCGGGCUUUUCUUGAGUUUCAAGAAUAGUGAGUAUUUGAUGAGCAAGGAGAAAGAAGCUGCUUGUGAAGAGAGUUCAAGAAUCUUGCUACAAAGAUACAACAUUAGCAGGAAGCAGCUUCAUGCUUUGGCUUCCCUAUUCUCUGGAUCAGAUCAGAUUUUCUCCAACUGUAUUGAUGAAAGAAGACUACAAAUGCUGUUAAACAGUGGCAUAGCCUGCAAUCCACAGUUAGUUUGUUGUCCAGAGAAUCAGGAGUUACAAAAGAAGCAUAGAUGUUUUGCAGACACUGUAGAACCUAUAGAACAAUGCCCAAUUCUCGAGGAUUAUGUCCGGACAAGGAUUCAAUUAUCAUUUCCAUUUAAAAAAUACGUAUUGUUGGCAUCACACUCUCUACUUUCGUCCAAUUUGGUUGAUUUUCUGUUCUGUGGAAAGAACAUGUUGCAGUCAUGGGAACUGCAUGUCUCUGCAAUUAUGGACUAUACAAGUUCAUUAAAUUUGGUUAAAGAGUACUGGUGGGUCCUUGUAGGAAUUAUAAUAUCAUGCAAUUUGUCUGGAUUCUGUUUACUAAGAAUUCAAAAGCAGAAGCUAGUUGAGGGACAUCAAGUUGGUCAUCAAAAGCAGCUGCGAGAUUUAUCCCAGAACCCUUUAAAGAGUGUUGGGACUUGGAGGAAAUGGUCGCUAGCUAUAUUCUUGUCACUUGGAAUACUUUUUUCCAUUUGGUUAUUCGGUGACUUAUACACCGACUUUAAGCAGACAAGAGAAGAAAUGCUUACCAAUAUGUGUGACGAGCGUGCCCGUAUGCUUCAAGAUCAGUUUAAUGUCAGCAUGAACCAUGUUCAUGCUCUGGCUGUUCUUGUUUCUACAUUUCACCAUGGUAAACAUCCAUCUGCAAUUGACCAGAAAAUUUUUGGAGAAUAUACUGAGACUACUGCAUUUGAGAGACCACUUACUAGUGGUGUUGCUUAUGCUAAGAAAGUUCUCCACUCUGAUAGGGCUGAGUUUGAGAAGCAGCAUGGGUGGACUAUUAAGAAAAUGGAAACAGAGAAUGAAGCACUAGUCCAAGAUUGUAUUCCAGAAAAAUUGGAUCCGGCGCCCAUUCAGGAUGAAUAUGCACCGGUGAUUUUUGCUCAAGAAACGGUUUCUCAUAUUGUGUCUAUUGACAUGAUGUCAGGGAAGGAGGACCGUGAGAAUAUCUUGCGAGCAAGGGCAACAGGAAAGGGGGUUCUGACAUCCCCUUUUAAACUUCUAAAAUCAAAUCACCUUGGUGUUGUACUUACAUUUGCUGUUUAUAACAGCAAUGUUCCUGCAGAUGCUACACCAAAGCAGCGAAUCGAAGCUACUGUGGGGUACCUGGGUGCAUCAUAUGAUGUUCGAUCACUGGUGGACAAGCUUCUCCACCAACUUGCAAGCAAGCAAAUAAUUGUUGUAAAUGUUUAUGAUACAACCAACGCAUCUGCACCGAUUACAAUGUAUGGUACUGAUGUUGCUGAUACUGGACUACUACGUAUAAACAGUCUAGAUUUUGGGGAUCCACUUCGAAAACAUGAAAUGCACUGCAGGUUCAAGCAGAGGCCUCCUCUCCCUUGGAAAGCAAUCAAUUACUCGGUUGGCAUAUUUCUCAUCGUUUUGCUUAUUGGUUAUAUAUAUUAUGUAGCCAUAAAACGAAUAGAAAAGGUGGAGGAUGACACUCAAAAAAUGGCGGAGCUGAAAGUUCGUGCUGAAGCUGCAGAUGUUGCAAAAUCUCAGUUUCUUGCAACAGUUUCUCAUGAGAUCAGGACUCCAAUGAAUGGUGUUUUAGGUAUGCUGCAAAUGUUGAUGGACACUGAACUUGAUGAAAACCAGAUGGAUUAUGCCCAAACUGCACAUAAGAGUGGUAAGGAUCUUAUAUCAGUGAUAAAUGAGGUUCUUGAUCAGGCUAAGAUUGAGGCACGCAAGCUUGAACUUGAAGCUGUAGCUUUUGAUCCACAUGCUAUUCUAGAGGAAGUUCUAUCACUUUUCUCGGGAAAAGCUAAAGAAAAAGGAAUUGAGUUGGCUGUUUAUGCAUCCAAUGAAGUACCCAAAGUUGUCAUUGGCGAUCCUAAACGGUUCUGGCAAAUAAUUACUAAUCUUGUUGGCAAUUCACUCAAGUUCACUCAUGAUAAAGGACAUGUGUUUGUCUCGAUUCAUCUGGCAAAUGAAGUGAAGAACCCACUUCACAGCAUGGAUGCAGUGCUGAGGGAAGGCUUAAAAUUGGAUCAUGAUUUGUCAGACAAUACAUAUAAUACAUUAAGUGGGUUCGCUGUAGGAAACCGAUGGAAAAGCUGGGCCAACUUUAAAAAGUUAAAUAGUAUGGAUUUGAUGGAAGAGCCUGAAUUGAUUCAAUUACUAGUAACGGUUGAGGAUACAGGUAUAGGAAUUCCUAUUGAUGCGCAAAGCCGUAUAUUCACACCUUUUAUGCAGGCCGAUAGUUCGACCUCUCGAACAUAUGGUGGAACUGGAAUAGGACUGAGCAUUAGUAAAUGUCUUGUUGAGCUCAUGAGAGGAGAAAUUGGUUUUGUUAGUGAGCCUGGAAUUGGCAGUACUUUUACAUUUACUGCAACUUUCAGAAAAGGAGAAACCACAUCUUUGGAUGCAAAGUGGCAGAAUUUCAGUACAUUUGAUUCACAGUUGCAAGGGUUGAGAGCAUUAGUGGUAGAUAGAAGAAAAAUCCGAGCUGAGGUCACAAGAUAUUAUCUACAGAGGUUGGGGAUGUCGGUGGAUGUUAUGUCAAGUUUGAAAUCUGCAUGUUCUUGUCUAAUUGGUUCUUGCAACAUGAGAGUGUCAAAGCAGUUUGCGAUGAUUCUGAUAGACAAGGAUGCUUGGGAUAAGGAAAGUAGCACCUUAUACUCCAUCAAGAAACAGAAAAAGAAUGGCAUCAAUGGAGACCGAAUAAACUUUCCAAAAGUUUUUCUCCUGGCCACACACCUUAGCCCGAAUGAAUGUGAUGAGCUCAAGAAAAAUGGUGUCAUUGAUGAUAUAUUAAUGAAGCCUUUUUGGCUGAGUGUUUUGGUUUGCUCCUAUAGAGAAUCCCUUGGAAUUGAAAAAAGGCAAAUAAAUAGGAAGAAAGUAUCCAAACUUGGGAAUCUGUUAUUACAGAAAAGAAUUUUGGUGGUUGAUGAUAAUGCAGUGAACAGAAAAGUUGCAGAAGGUGUUUUACAGAAAUAUGGGGCAACAGUUACUUGUGUUGAGGGUGGCAGGGCUGCUCUACAGAUGCUUAAGCCACCGCACAAUUUCGAUGCUUGUUUCAUGGAUCUCCAAAUGCCAGAAAUGGAUGGUUUUGAAGUGACAAGGCAAAUCCGCAUCCUAGAGAACGACGUAAAUGAGAAAAUUGCAUGUGGGGAAGCAUCAGCUGAAAUGUUUGGGGAUAUCUUUUAUUGGCACAUUCCAAUACUAGCAAUGACAGCUGAUGUAACUCAGGCUUCAAAUGAAGAGUGCAAAAAGUGUGGGAUGGAUGGCUAUGUGUCAAAGCCGUUCGAGGAAGAACAGCUCUACACGGCCAUGGCACGCUUCUUCAAGCCUAGUUCAUAGUGUGGAAGUAUGUGAUUGUGUUAUUUGAUUAUUAGUGCAGGCACCCUGUUGACAACUAUUGAGUAACCUCUGGCAUGUAUUAUACAUGCAAUCCAUGAUUUACGACAAAAAUGUUGGUUUUCCAUUGCAUGAGAUCUAAACAUGACAUCCAUGCCAGCGUCGAAGCUGAAUCUGAGGUUCUCCACUAUGGCCUCGUUAGCGAUGGAAGCAGAUUUGGAGUGCAAUUAUUUAACAAGAAUUAGUUGUUUGGGGGAGGCUAUGUUGCUUAGACUGGUGUGAUUCAUACUAAUCAUCACUCAUUGUAGGACACGAGGAAUUCAAGUGUUCAACAAGACAUAACUGUAGAUAACCGAUUUUGUUCCUGCUGCUUAUCUCAUUUUUUUUCUCUGUAUAUACUCAUUUUGAGUAAGUAGGAUAAGAUAAAAAUGCUAUAUUGCUAUAGUGAGAUAUCAUUUAUUUAAUCUUUGGGUCCAAGAUGAAAGGAGAUGGUAAACCUUUGAACCCUCAGAAUUUUGUAAGUAACAUGUAAAGCAAAGUUGUUAUAGAAUAUAGGUAGAAUCAAAGAAUGUCUUGUUAUGUAUUGUAUAUUAUUGCAAGUGUUCCACUUACCCUUAAGAAGUGCCAAUCUAAGUCUUUUCCAUAAGUAUUUAUCAAGU